Molecule: messenger RNA, 495 nt
Organism: Cuscuta europaea
Lineage: Eukaryota; Viridiplantae; Streptophyta; Magnoliopsida; Solanales; Convolvulaceae
Source: the annotation of a GenBank genome assembly
GGGGGCGUGUUUAAUGAGCUCGUCCCCGGCCACGUCGUCCUGGCCAAGGCCAUGCCGGCCAAAGAUCGGGCUCAUUUGAAGAAGCUCGAGGACCCGAAGAUUUAUGAGGGCGGCAUGGACCUCCUCGUCCAAAGUGCCUUCAUGCUUAUGGAAAGCCAUAAGAGGCAGUACUGGGAGAUAGCUCGCCUGCAAGCGCUGGAGCAGAAGGCUGCCUCGGCCGACGAGGCGGUAGCUUGCCUUGACCGGCUCCGGGAGGAUGCCAAGGCGCUGCAGGCCAAAGCUGAUGAAGCCGUCGCGGCCAGGGACGAUGCCCUGGUCAAGCUCGAAGAGAGCAAGAGGGAGCUCGCGGAGUCCCACAGGGCGCUUGAGGCCGAGAAGCGCAGGAGCGAGGAGGCCGCCAAGGCGAAGGCUGAGGCCGAGGCCGCCGUCGUGAAGGCUGCCGAUGAGGCCGUCGAGAAGUUCUUGGCCGAGGGGUGGAAGGCCGAUGAGAGGCUC